GAACAAUUCCACCUGAAAAGUUCACAGUUGGUAAAUGUCAAGGCGUAAAAGUGAACUUUGCGCUACCCACUCUUCGUUCGUGGUCCAAUUUAUAGUGCCAAAAAUCCUGCCUAUCAGAAAACGCUUAUACGAUUAUACUUCUAAUUUUUCAUUGACCAAAUAAAAUUACUAGUCAAUUGUCUCCAUGUUUUCUAGAAGUUUACGUUCUGAAACACGCAGCAGAGCCAAAGAAGACCUAAAAAGAGUUCACAAAUCACAUGAACAGGUUCGAAGCUGGGAAAAGAAAUGGGUCGCUGUCAAGGACACUUCAAUGCUUAUUUAUAAAUGGGUACCUUCUCUUAUAAUUGAUAUGGGUCACAGCAAAAAAGGAACAUUCAAUCGUCAGUCAAGUAUAAAUAAUACAUCACAUAUUUCUUCUGGUAUUCUUUCAUCGUAUUCAUGUCAACAACCUGAACAAGAUAAUUCUAACGGUUUAGUGGAUACGAAUUCAGAUAAACCUACGAAUCUGAAAAAUGAAGACCAAGGUCCAACCAAAACACCACAAGAUACAAUUCUGUCGGUUACAGAUGGCAUGUGCUCUCAAAAAACAUCUCAUGUGGAUACAGAAAACAAUAACAGUCAAGAAGCUUCACUUGAUAAAAGCAAUGACAUUAUCAUGUCAUCUGAACAAAAGUCCAAUUCAUUGGAUAAUACUAUUGACGACACUGUUAUUUCAGAACCGAUUUCUGUUAAACCUGAGAUUGAUGAAGAUUCAACCAUUGUUAUUGAAAAUGACAGUAUUGUUAAUAAUAGUAAUAAUAAUGAUGAUCGAAAUGGAGUUUGUUAAGUUAUAUACUUUGUAUUGAUUUUCUGUGUAUAUGUUUUAUUUACUAGUAACAUUUUAUAAUAUAUCUCAAACAAUCAAUGAUCUUUUGUAAAUCUCUUGAUGAAGAAAAAUAGAUGGUAAAUUUUUCGUUUGUCCA
This is a messenger RNA of Schistosoma mattheei, 962 nucleotides long. Lineage: Eukaryota; Metazoa; Platyhelminthes; Trematoda; Strigeidida; Schistosomatidae. The record is from the annotation of a GenBank genome assembly.